Messenger RNA from Pararge aegeria (speckled wood butterfly), 3706 nucleotides. RefSeq names its product inositol-3-phosphate synthase (gene Inos). Lineage: Eukaryota; Metazoa; Arthropoda; Insecta; Lepidoptera; Nymphalidae. Gene Ontology annotation, molecular function: inositol-3-phosphate synthase activity. The record is from RefSeq and is a predicted model, not a curated record. The coding region runs from base 161 to 1783 and encodes 540 amino acids. The transcript is spliced from 12 exons. Gene Ontology annotation, cellular component: cytoplasm. Gene Ontology annotation, biological process: phospholipid biosynthetic process; inositol biosynthetic process.
UUCAUUUUCAAGCGAUUUUGACGUGUGAUGGUCGUUUUACAAAACCAAUUAUUUGCGUCUGUUCUAAUAUAAUUGAUUGAUCGGCUAAUAAUUAAUAUAGCUCUACAUUGAGUGAAGCAAUCGUCUCAGUUAACUGAAGGAGUCUCACUUAAUAAUAAAGAUGAAUCCAACCUCAAACAUAACCGUUGCAUCGCCGAAUAUAAAAUACACAGAGGAUUAUAUAUUUUCGGAAUAUGACUACGAGGAAACUUUAGUUACUAAGUGUGAGCGUGAAUUAGUGGCAAAACCCUACCGCACUUCGCUGUCUAUACGCACAGGUCGCAAAGUGGGCAAGUUAGGAGUGAUGCUAGUGGGAUGGGGUGGUAAUAAUGGAUCCACAUUCACUGCAGCUGUGUUGGCCAAUCGCCAUCAACUGUCAUGGAACACAAAGAAUGGACACAUGAACGCAAACUGGUAUGGAUCAAUAACACAAGCUUCGACAGUCAGACUGGGCCUUGAUGAGAAUGGAGGCGAUGUGUUUGUCGCAAUGUCAAAACUCCUGCCUAUGGUUCACACAGAUGAUUUGGUGAUCGAUGGCUGGGACAUAAGCCCGAUGAACUUGGCGGAAGCCAUGGGACGCGCCAAGGUCAUCGACUUCGAUCUCCAGCACAAACUCCGCAAGGAGAUGCAAACCAUGAAACCGAGGCCGGCCAUAUACGAUCCUGAUUUCAUUGCAGCUAACCAGGCUGAUCGCGCUUUGAAUCUCAUUCGAGGGACGCGGUAUGAGCAGUAUCUCCAAAUCAGAGCCGACAUCAAGGAUUUCCGUGACAAGAAUAAGCUGGAUAAAGUGAUCGUGCUCUGGACGGCUAACACUGAGAGAUUCUGUGAAGUAGCCGUUGGAGUCCACGAUACAGGGGACAAUCUCGAAAAGGCUCUUCGACAGAACAACUCUGAAAUCUCUCCUUCCACCAUCUUCGCCCUGGCUGCCGUCGAUGAAGGAUGUUGCUACAUCAACGGAUCGCCUCAAAAUACAAUAGUGCCCGGAAUAGUCGAUCGCGCGGAGCAAACUGGAGUUUUCGUCGCUGGAGACGAUUUCAAGUCCGGACAGACGAAGCUCAAAUCCGUUCUUGUCGAUUUCUUGGUAUCAGCUGGUUUAAAGCCAGUGUCGAUCGUGAGCUACAAUCACUUGGGCAACAAUGACGGGAAGAAUUUAUCGGCCCCAAGGCAGUUCCGCUCCAAAGAGAUAACGAAGAGCAACGUUGUGGACGAUAUGGUAGACUCGAACCGCUUGCUGUACAAGCCGGGAGAGAAACCGGACCACGUGGUCGUGAUCAAAUACGUGCCCUAUGUAGGCGAUUCCAAACGAGCAAUGGACGAGUACACGUCAGAGAUCCUGCUGCACGGCACCAACACGAUUGCCGUACACAACACUUGCGAGGACUCGCUGCUGGCCGUACCUCUCAUCCUAGACCUGGUUCUGUUAGCGGACCUUUUCUCUAGGGUCUCAUUCCGCAGAGACGAAGCUCAAGACUGGAGUCCCAUGCACACGGUGAUGUCGUCGCUGGCGUACCUUCUUAAAGCGCCGAUGGUUCCGGGCGGGGCGCCCGUGGUCAACGCGCUGUUCAAACAGCGGGCUUGUAUCGAGAACAUCAUGCGUGCGUGCCUCGCCCUGCCGCCCACACACCACAUGCAGCUCGAACAUAAGGUACCAUUUUUGAUGACGGAACUUCACACUGGUGCAAUGUUCAGGUCGCCUCCACCGGCGAAGAAGCAAAAAGUGACACAGAAAAACGGCGACCAAUAAGUUUGUAAUGUUUGGAAUUUAUAACAUGGCUGAAACUCAAUUAAAGGAAAACUUAUGUACGUACCUCCGAAUUAAAAGUGAAUAGGCAUCUUUGGUUCCCAUCUCUCUUGAUACUUGAUACAUAUGGGUUCCAUCAAUGAAGAGUACUAUCAAAAGCAUUGCUCAUUUGUUAUAAGUAAUUUUUACUUCUUAUAACGGCGACCUUGUUUUCUGUAUAUUUGUACAGCAUGACCACACAAAGUGAAACCGGAGUCAAAACUCGUAAAUCACACAAUACGCUAGACUAUAUCUAUCAACGUAACGAUUGCAUGUUGUGAGUCACCAACAAGUUUAUGUGAGAUACUCUUUUCAACUAGUGAACAGUCAACACAGGAAUAAAAACAAAAUAAAAACUGCUCACCAAACUUAGAAAUAGCCCCGUUGACAAGUUUCACACCAAAAACGUUCACUCGUUUUGUAUAUGCCUUGAUAAAAAAAUAUAAUAUGUGUAAUAUUAACGAAAAAAAUUCGGUGUAAUAGAAAAGCCCAAUAGCGAUGCGUUCGACGCGGUGCGACGGCGAUAUCAAUCACAGUUCCGGUCAUUCACUAUUGCCAUAAAAUAAAAGAAUAAGUACUUAAUAAAGUUUUGAAACUGCAUACAAUUUAUAAUAUGAAUUUUUAAUUUUUAAAUAAUAUAAAUUAAUUUAAGAGUUUCAUUCGUGGUAUAAAUUUCCUUAUUUUAGUAUUGCUACUUAGGGAAAAAUGCUAAUAUAUCUCUAAUUUUAUUACGUUUUCAUUAAAACAAACACUUUUUUCGAUACGUUAACAGCGAUAAUAUAUUUUAGUUGUUUAUUUAUCUCUUACAUUCCUCGUUAUGAUAGCACAAACCUGUGCACACAAAUUUUUAUUUAUAUCUGAACUUAUUAUAAUUAUAUACAAAAUGUAGUUCGAAAGUUCAUUACAUUGUAACGUAUAAUAGUUUAACUAGCGUACGAUGUUUUUAGUUUUAAUUGUUUUUGUUUAAACAGAGUUAAUAUUAUUUAUGAGUAUUUAUUUUUGGCUGUGCGUUAGUGAUUUUUUUUGUAUAGUGAGAUAAUCAUAAUUAAAUUAGCUAUUUUGUUGUACGCUAAGUACUUUUGAUAUGACGACUUUUUGGCGUAAUCAUAGAUAAAAUAUCAUCAAGUAUGAAUUGUAUAUUUUCAAAAACGAAACUUAAUGUCUUCAUAACAUAUACAGAACGGAUGAAAAUCAGUACAGAAAUUACAAAUUAAUUUGUGUAGAAGGCUGUUAUGGUCAAUUUUACACGGUAGAUUUAAAGAUUUUGAAAUAUGCAAUUUCUUACUAGGUGUAUCGAGUCCACAAGUCGCUUUAAAUUGUAUUCAAAGGUUCUUACGUAAGACUAUUAUAUAUAUACACGUUUAACUUCCAGAGGAAGUAACUAUAGUUUUGUUUAUCUUUAUGAUUUGUUUACCCGCUCCAAAAAUAUUGUACCCUGGUAUUAUCUAUAAUUAGAUAUCAUCAAUUAAAAUGUGUUAUUUAAUUUCGCAUUGCUAUAGAAUAUCAAAUUAUCGUUAUGCAGACAAGAUCUUAUUUUAUUAACUAUUAAAAAAACUGCCAUUACAACUGCCCUUUUAUAUCAAAUUAUUAGAAAUCAAAGAACCGACUCAUCACUUUUUUUUUCUCUAUAAAUUAACUAGGUUAAAAGUUUUAUAGCCCGUGGGUACAGAUCAUUUCACUCUUUCAGUAUCCAGUAAUUUGACAUUUGGAAGAGUUAGACAAGGCAUCGUGUACUUAUACUAUUAUUAGUUUAUUUGGUUCAAUAAAUUUUGAAUGGAUCUAUUUUGCAUAACGCCAAAAUUGUUGGUGUUUAUUCUAUUGUAUACAAAUCUAAAAAGUUGUAAUUUAUAUAUAUAUAUUUUCAGGUUUCAUCAAUGUUUCUUUUUG